UAACGUGUUGAACUUGAUCCCGGCACGAGCCGGAUGCCGCCGAUGCGGAUCUUCUCCAUCUGCAGGGCAGGAAGCUGCUGCUGAAGCGCCUCAAAGCUCGUGGUUCUUCUGGUUGUGAUAGAGGGACUGGCGAUGGGGUACAGGGUGGUCCAUGGGGUCCUGCGGCCCGCUGGCCUCACAGCGUCGCUGGUGUUCAUCCUCGGCGUCCUGCUGGUGGCGGUUUGUGCCGACGCGUCGGACUACUACAAGCUGCUGGGGGUCAGCAGGGAAGCGACAACGCGAGAGAUCCGGCAGGCGUUUAAGAAGCUGGCGCUCACCAUGCACCCCGACAAAAACCCUGGCGACUCCUCGGCUCACGAGAAGUUCCUGAAGGUGAAUCGGGCUUAUGAAGUCCUAAAAGACGAAGACCUGAGAAAGAAAUAUGAUAAGUACGGAGAAAAGGGACUGGACGAGCAGCAGGGAGGCCGCUACGAGAGCUGGAACUACUACCGCUACGACUUUGGUAUCUAUGAUGAUGAUUUAGAGAUCAUCACUCUGGACAGCGGAGAGUUUGAAGCAGCAGUGGACUCUGGAGAAAUCUGGUUUGUCAACUUCUAUUCCCCACGGUGCUCGCACUGCCACCAGCUGGCUCCAACGUGGAGGGAGUUUGCCAAGGAGAUGGAUGGAGUGAUCCGCAUUGGAGCAGUGAACUGUGGAGACAACCACCAUCUGUGCAGGAGGAAAGGCAUCAACAGCUACCCCAGCCUGUAUAUAUAUAGAGCAGGACAGAGGCCGGAGAAGUUCACCGGGGAGAGGAAUAAAGACAACCUGGUUCGCUUCUCCAUGCAGUUCAUCACUACGACCGUCACUGAGCUGUGGCAGGGCAACGUGUUCACCGAGAUAGAGAACGCGUUCUCCUCAGGACUCAGCUGGCUUAUCACCUUCUGCUCUGACACCGGAGAUUGUUUGGAGCCAAGGACACGACAGAAGCUCGCUGGGAUGUUGGACGGCCUUGUUAAGGUGGGAUGGAUGGACUGCACCAUACAGCAACAGCUCUGCGACAGUUUUCAGGUGACGAGCGGAGCAACGGGUCUGUUCCCCCCUGGAAGCGCCGUGGAUCAACACGGCAGCGUACUGUGGGUGAAGACUCUGGACAGCAGAGAGAUUUACAACCAGGUCAUCGAUCACCUGCCCGAUCUGGAGCUGCUGACCAGGGACACUUUCAAGGAGAAACUGGCCCAUCACCGCUGGCUGAUCAGUUUUAGGUUCAGCGGCCGAUCCGCCUCCAGCGAGUACAAGAAGCUUCAGGCGUUUCUUCGGAGCGACCACAUCCAGGUGGGCAGAGUGGACUGCGCGGCAGACUCUGAGUUGUGUCGGUCUCUGUACAUCCACAAGCCCUGCGUGGCCGUUUUUAAAGGACUGGGGAUCCACGACUUUGAGAUCCACCACGGUAAAGAAGUGCUGUACAACAUCGUGGGAUUUGCGAGGGACAGCGUCCGCGCUCACGUGACGACGCUGAGGCCAGAAAACUUCCCCUCCAACAGGAAGGAGCCCUGGCUGGUAGACUUCUUUGCUCCGUGGUGUCCUCCAUGUCGAGCCUUACUUCCUGAACUGAGAAAAGCGUCCAUCCAGUUGGCCGGACAGAUGAAGUUUGGUACUUUGGACUGCACCAUCCACCAUGACCUGUGCUCCACGUACAAUAUUCAAGCAUAUCCCACCACCGUCAUCUUCAACGGCUCCUCUGUGCACGAAUACGAAGGGCAUCACUCGGCUGACGGCAUCCUGGAGUUCAUACAGGAUCUGGUCAACCCUUCCGUGGUGGUCCUUGAUCCCUCCAGCUUCGCGGAAAAAGUCAAAGGCAGAGGUGAAGGGCAGACCUGGGCCGUGGACUUCUACGCUCCUUGGUGUGGUCCCUGCCAGGCCCUGAUGCCAGAGUGGAGACGCAUGGCUCGGAUGGUUUCGGGUCAGAUCCUGGUGGGCUCAGUCGACUGUCAGCGCUUUCAGACGUUCUGCCAGAGUCAGGGCGUGAGGGCGUACCCUGAAGUUCGACUGUACGCUGGGAACACCAGGCAGCCAGAGCGCUUUUCGAGUUACAAUGGCUGGCACAGAGAUGCACAUUCACUCAGAGCAUGGACACUUAGUUCUUUGCCCAGAGCAUCGGUGGAUCUGACUCCCCAGACCUUCAGAUCCCAGGUUCUUUCAGGUCAAGAUCACUGGGUUCUAGAUUUCUAUGCCCCCUGGUGUGGACCUUGUCAACACUUUGCCCCAGAGUUUGAGAUCCUGGCUCGGAUGCUUAAAGGAAAGGUCCGAGCGGGGAAGGUGGACUGCCAGGCUCACCAUCAGACGUGUCAGUCAGCUGGAAUCACUGCCUACCCAACGGUCCGAUUCUACCCAUACCUGGGAGCGAGGAGGAAUGAACACAGCGGGGAGCACAUUAACAGCCGGGACGCCAACACGAUCGCUGACAUCAUCAGGCAUCGCCUACAGCAGCUGUCACCACGGUUACAGAACACACCAAAGGACGAGCUCUGACCAUGGAGGAAGCUACACGGGAGACCAACGACCUGAUUGGUCUAAGGGAGAAUGUACGUGGGUUCGAUUGGUUCAGUGACUCAGCACUCCUGGAGGUGACGGCAGACAUGCGGCGACUGACGCAUGCUGCGGUCUUCAACGAACUGAACCCUUUGGCCUUAAUUUUAUUUGCUUUUAUUUUGUCUCCAAUGUUUGUAUUUACUCUAUGAAGUAAACCUGUGAGACAUUAUGGGAUAUCGUUACUGAUCCAGUUGCGCACACACACACACAAAUGCUGACACACUACUGUAUUUUAGUGUUCCUGAAGGAACAUUUGCAGAAUACAACUUUUAUUUUGUUAUACAUGUCCCAACAUCCGUUUUACAGCGCUAUCUGUGCUUUAUAUUCUGUCUGUUUGAAAAAAAAUCUAGAUUAUGUUUUGAAUAAAUAAGGCAGACGUAAUGUGAAGCGUUACUGUUUUUAUGUGUCAUUUUAACUAAAUGUGGCUAUAUUGGGUCAGAUGUUUUGAUGGAAACAAAGUUCUGGAUACCAGCUGGUAAAAAAAGGAAACAGCUGUAAAAUGAUAAUUCUACCCAUAAGAAUAUUACAUUUAUAAAAAGAAUACAAUUUGAAAUGAAUAAAACAUUAUUUUCUAAUGUUACAUUUAUUUUCCAGCCUUUUAUUUCCAUUGCCUUGCAAAAGUAUUUAUACUGCAAGAACCUUUGUACGUUGCAAUCUGAAACUUCAGUGUAUGUCAGUGGGAUUCUGUGUGAUAGAGCAAGACGAUGGUGGGAGAAAUUAUACAUGGUGUCAAUAUUUUUUUUUUUUACAAGUGGAAAAAGUGUGAUGUUGCCAAUAUAUUCAGCUCCCCUGAGUCCGACGACGAUUGUACAACCACCUUUUGCUCCUGCAAAUCUUCUACUGUAUGUCUCCACCACAGGCUGCUAGAGACGGACAUUUUAACCCAAAAAUAGUAGCAUAGCCAGAUUGGGAACUUCAUUUUUUUUUUUUUUACUUAAUGAAACUCUAAAGAACAUCACUGUUUAAUUUUUACUCAGCAAAAAUGUUGAUACAAAUAAAAAAAUAAUGGAUGA
Fundulus heteroclitus (mummichog) is the source of this 3584-nucleotide messenger RNA. RefSeq names its product DnaJ (Hsp40) homolog, subfamily C, member 10 (gene dnajc10). The transcript has 25 exons. Lineage: Eukaryota; Metazoa; Chordata; Actinopteri; Cyprinodontiformes; Fundulidae. The record is from RefSeq and is a predicted model, not a curated record. Bases 133 to 2511 code for a protein of 792 amino acids.